CCAGUACCUAGUAACACUAAGUUGACCACUGAAUCGCUUUACGUUACUACAGGUCCCCGAUUCAUUUGCUGUCUUCUCGCUCUCUACACGGCAUAUUUUCCUCUAUAUCCUGCUCGCCUACAUCCGGCUCCCCUCGACAGGAGCAAAAUUCCCCAAACCGCGCGCGCGUGCCCGCCGCCACAGCGGCGAAUAAGCGGGAAAAUCCCCAUUCCAGCUUCAAGUUUUCGAACCCUUUUUUUCCUUUCUCGUCUCCUCUCCGGUGGUGGCGAAAUUACUAGGAUCUUACGCUUUCCACUCUUUACGUUUGAUUCCUGCACGGGAGAUCUUCCAACGAUAUACCUUAAUAUCUAAUAAUCUAGGCAACACGAACCCAAUUCCUCGCCACUUCCUUUGUUGCAAACUAUCUUUCAAAAGGCCUAAUCUACCAGACACACAGAAGAUGACGGAUAUCGCAGUCAAGAAGAAUGGACAACAGGGGACAAUCAAGUCUGAUUCUUCCGGGGAGGAUACUGAGGGGAUGGAUGUCCAGGCUAAGGCGUUGAUGCAUUUGUUAAAUACCAGUGAGGUCUUCGUGGCGAUUAUGGCGGACAAGAUGAAGAAACAGCAGGAAGAGGCGCGGGCGGAGGCUCUCAGGGAGCAGCAGAGGCGAGAGCAUGAAUUGGUUGCCCCGGUGGUAAAGAAGGCCAGUCCGGCGCAGAGCGGGGUCGCGGCCGGGCCGAAACGGCAGACGAGGACGAGCGCGAGGCAGCAGCAGCAGCAGCAGACUGCGGAUCAGACUGAUGGGGCAGUGAAGGUGGAGGAUGUUGCGCAACAGAAUCAGCAACAGCAAGCGACUACUAAACCGAAGCGAGGUCGUGGGCGCAAGGCGGCAUCCCGCGGAAAGACGAUCUCGAGUUAUUUUCAAAAGGCGGAUGUGAAGGUGGAUGAGGAGAAGCCGACGGUUCAGGAAGCGUUGGAGCAUGCGGCGGACGAAUACGAAGCGAACCCCACGGCAUUGGGUGGACAGGAGCUUGUGGCUACGCAGCAGCCGGAGCUGGUGACGGGGGGUCGGAUGAAGAAGUAUCAAUUAGAGGGGUUGGAGUGGUUGAAGUCUUUGUGGAUGAACGGGCUCUGCGGGAUUCUGGCCGACGAGAUGGGGCUGGGUAAAACCGUGCAGGCGAUUUCGUUGCUGGCUUUCUUCAAGGAAAAGAAUAUAUCGGGACCAUUCCUGAUCGCGGCGCCGUUGAGUACGGUGAGCAAUUGGGUCGACGAGUUCGCCAAGUGGACACCGGGCAUCAAGACGGUCUUGUAUCAUGGCACCAAGGACCAGCGUACACAGAUCCGGAACAAGUUCAUGAAUAUCAGGAAUCAAAGAGAGAUGGAUUUCCCGGUGGUGUGCACCUCUUACGAGAUUUGCAUGAACGAUCGGAAAUUCCUGGCGCAGUAUCAGUGGCGCUAUAUCAUUGUGGACGAGGGGCACCGCUUGAAGAAUAUGAACUGCAAGCUCAUCAAGGAGCUUCUCACUUACAACUCGGCCAACCGACUUUUGAUCACCGGGACCCCGUUGCAGAACAACAUCACUGAACUCUGGUCGCUGCUUCACUUUCUCCUACCAGAGAUCUUCAACGACUUGAACAGCUUCCAGAGCUGGUUCGAUUUCUCGUCCAUGUUGGAUAAGAGCGGCCAGACGGAUGUCAUGGAGCGUCGGAAGCGCACGCUCGUAUCCACCAUGCACUCCAUUUUGAAGCCCUUCCUUCUGCGACGCGUCAAAACCGACGUCGAGACCUCUUUGCCUAAGAAGCGGGAGUACAUCUUGUAUGCCCCGUUGACUACUGAACAGAAAGACCUCUACCGCGAGAUUCUCAACGGCACUGGCCGGCAAUACCUCGAAGAGAAAGCAACUGAGCGACUAUUAGCACAAAAUGGCAGAUUAUCUCGCUCGCAGAGCCUGAAGCGAAGCGCAGAAAUGAGCGAGGCGUCGUCUCCCAGCAAGAGCGUCAAAUCGAGCCGUGCGUCCACCCCUGCUAGCGGAGCCCGGUCCGCAAGACGCAGCAGAGCACCACAGAGCUACAAGGAGCUGAGCGAUCGCGAAUUCAAUGCGAAGCUGCGGAAGCUGGAGCAAGGUCUGGAGGAGGAGCUUGACAUUGACGAACCAAACGAGACCGAACAGGAGGAGCUGGAGAGGGCCAAGACCAUCAAGCUUGCCAAGCAAGAAAUCGCGCAAAAGAAGCUGCAAAACCCCGUUAUGCAAGCGCGCCUCGUCUGUAACUCCCCGCACAAUUUCUACUGGCCUUGGGACAACAGCGAUGCAGCCGCCAUCGACGAGACUCUGGUGACCGCAUCGGGCAAGAUGCUCCUCCUCGACCGCCUCCUGCCGGCCCUUCUGGCUAAGGGCCACAAAGUCCUCAUCUUCUCCCAAUUCAAGACCCAGCUGGACAUCCUCCAGGACUGGGCAACGCACCUCCGCGGCUGGCCGUGCUGCCGCAUCGACGGCGCAGUCAGCCAGGAGGACCGCCGCGCCCAGAUCAAGGCCUUCAACACCGACCCGGAGUACAAGCUCUUCUUGCUGAGCACGCGCGCCGGCGGACAGGGCAUCAACCUCGUCGCCGCCGACACGGUGAUCCUGUUCGACUCGGACUGGAACCCGCAGCAGGACCUGCAGGCGCAGGACCGCGCCCACCGCAUCGGCCAGACCAAGCCCGUCAUCGUCUACCGCCUCGCCACCAAGGGCACCGUCGAGCAGACCCUGCUUGAGAAGGCGGACUCGAAGCGUCGCCUGGAGCGUCUGGUCAUCCAAAAGGGCAAGUUCCGGAGUCUGCUGGACGCGCCAGACAAAAAUACCGCGGCGGCCUUGACGCAGAGCGAGAUUGAUGAUCUGCGCAAGGCCCUUGGUGAGGACGAGUAUGAGCGCUUCGACCUCGGCGCUGACGAGUCGGCCAUCCUCUCACAGGAGGACCUGGACGUGCUGACCGAUCGGGGUGAGGAGGCGUAUGCCCGCGCCGAGAAGGGGCUGGAUACCGGUGGCCGGGCCUUCAUGUCCGUCGAGACGAAGCGGGAUGGGGGUGGUUUGAUGGCGCAGAUCGUUGGCAAGUGAGAACUCUUCUCUGCUCUUUUUUUUUUCCGGCUGGGUCAGCUUUGUAGAAUUUUGGGGGCAAUGUAUGUGUACAUGAUUGCAUUCUCUAGCAGCGAUUGAAGCGUGGUGCUUUACCUGGGUUGUGGCUGGCUUAACUACGAAAACCUAGACGAGGGUGGCGUUACUAUAUCUCCUUUGGGCCUUUUGCCCGCUCUGAACUUGAGGUCUUGUUCGGGCAGAUCAUGAUGCUGUACAUUAAUCACUCAAAGUCGAUGGUGAUGCCAGAGUUACC
Messenger RNA from Aspergillus saccharolyticus JOP 1030-1, 3344 nucleotides. Its product is annotated as putative SNF2 family helicase/ATPase PasG. Bases 440 to 3073 code for a protein of 877 amino acids. The transcript has 4 exons. Gene Ontology annotation, molecular function: ATP-dependent chromatin remodeler activity; ATP binding; chromatin binding. The record is from RefSeq and is a predicted model, not a curated record. Gene Ontology annotation, cellular component: pericentric heterochromatin; nucleus. Gene Ontology annotation, biological process: negative regulation of gene expression via chromosomal CpG island methylation; pericentric heterochromatin formation; DNA methylation-dependent constitutive heterochromatin formation. Lineage: Eukaryota; Fungi; Ascomycota; Eurotiomycetes; Eurotiales; Aspergillaceae.